This is a messenger RNA of Tauraco erythrolophus (red-crested turaco), 1795 nucleotides long. The record is from RefSeq and is a predicted model, not a curated record. NCBI's taxonomy places the organism in Eukaryota, Metazoa, Chordata, Aves, Musophagiformes, Musophagidae.
CAACAGAAAAUAUCGCAAACACCUCAGACGCCAGGAUUCUUUGCUGAGGUAUCUGGGUAUGGAAGCAGAUCCAAUGCAUGGACCACGAAAACUAGAGGUUGUGGAGAUCAAAUCUAGACAAAUCACAAUUUGCUGGGAACCAUUUGGAUAUAACGUUACACGUUGCCAUCGGUACAACCUCACAGUCCAUUAUCGUUACCAGGCUGGAGGACAAGAGCAAGUGAGAGAAGAAGUAAGUUGGGAUACAGAAAGUUCGCAUCCCCAGCACACAAUUACUAAUCUAUCACCGUACACAAAUGUCAGCAUCAAGUUAGUGCUAAUGAAUCCCGAAGGACGAAAAGAAAGCCAAGAACUUGUUGUACAAACUGAUGAAGAUGUCCCGAGUGCUGUGCCACUGGAAUCCAUUCAAGGGAGCACCUUUGAAGAGAAGAUUUUUCUUCAAUGGAGAGAGCCAGCGCAAACAUAUGGUGUGAUUACUUUGUAUGAGAUCACCUACAAAGCAGUCAGUUCCUUUGACCCAGAAAUAGAUCUAUCCGAUCAAAGUGGACGAGUCUCAAAGCUAGGAAAUGAAACGCACUAUCUCUUUUUUGGACUGUAUCCUGGCACUACCUACUCUUUUACCAUCAGAGCCAGCACAGCUAAAGGCUUUGGACCUCCAAUCACAAAUCAGUUCACCACUAAAAUAUCAGCACCCUCUAUGCCACCGUAUGAACUUGAAACACCUUUGAAUCAAACUGACAGCACCGUGACAGUCUUGCUGAAACCUGCACAGAGCAGAGGCGCUCCUGUCAGCGUCUAUCAAAUAGUUGUUGAAGAAGAACGCCCGCGGAGGACCAAAAAGACAACUGAAAUCCUGAAGUGCUACCCAGUGCCCAUUCAUUUCCAGAAUGCCUCGCUUUUGAAUUCCCAGUACUACUUUGCUGCAGAGUUUCCAGCCAAUGGUUUACAAGCUGCUCAGCCUUUUACUAUUGGUGAUAACAAAACAUACAGUGGUUUCUGGAACACUCCUCUUCUUCCUCAUAAGAGCUACAGCAUCUAUUUUCAAGCUGCUAGCAGAGCCAAUGGGGAAACCAAAAUCGACUGCGUCAGGGUAGCCACAAAAGCUGCGAUAAUCGUGACUCAGCUUACAACACCAUACAUUCGCAUCGCCCCUGCUGCAGGCGACGACCAACUAACAGGGGCUGCCACUCGAAAACCAGACCCAGAGCCUGAGAAGCAGACUGACCAUACUGUUAAAAUUGCUGGAGUCAUUGCAGGCAUCUUGCUGUUCGUCAUUAUAUUUCUGGGGGUUGUGCUCAUAAUGAAGAAAAGAAGAAGCUAUCACUCCUACACUUAUUACCUAAAAUUGGCUAAAAAGCGGAAAGAGACAUUGAGUAGUACACGGCAGGAAAUGACAGUGAUGGUGAAUUCAAUGGAUAAAAGCUACACUGAGCAAGGCACCAACUGUGAUGAAGCUUUCUCUUUCAUGGACACGCACAAUCUAAAUGGGAGAUCUGUAUCUUCACCAUCUUCAUUUACAAUGAAAACUAACACAUUGAGCACAACAGUGCCUAAUUCUUAUUACCCAGAUCCAUUUGUGCCAACUGCAAUUUUAGUGCCAAUCAAUGAUGAAACCCAUACGAUGGUCAGUGACACAAGCAGCCUGGUCCAAUCCCAUACCUACAAGAAGCGAGAUCCAGUGGAUGUCCCCUACCAGACUGGACAGCUUCAUCCAGCCAUCCGUGUAGCUGACUUGCUACAGCACAUCACCCAAAUGAAGUGUGCAGAAGGCUAUGGAUUCAAAGAGGAGUAUGAA